AUGACUCCUCGCACCGUCACUGUCACGGACAUCAGAGGCGAUGAGGGCAAGUACACGCUCGACACCCACGGCUUUCAGUACGUCCGCCACACCAGCGUCGAGACGGACUUUACAGACGAAGAACGGGUCAAGGGCGUCUACUACCCCGAGAUGGAGAAACUUUACAAGGAAAUCACGGGAGCAAGCCGGGUCGUCAUCUUCAACCACCAGAUCCGCCGCGGGCCGGCAAACUGGCACAGCCUAGGCGAACGCAACACGGAGCACCGCGGCCCCUUGCACAAGGCGCACGUGGACCAGUCCUACGACGGCGCCAUCAUGAUGGCGAGGCAUCACCUCGGCGCGGAUGAGGCCGAGAGACUCCUCGACAAGGAGAAACGCCGCUUCCAGAUUAUCAACAUCUGGCGGCCCAUCGCGACGGUACGGCGGGACCCGCUGGCCGUCGCGGAUGGGACCACGGUUGCGGAGGAGGACCUUGUCCCGGGGGCGAUUAUUUACCCCCGUCACCGGGCCGAGACGUGGACGAUUAAGCCAAAUCCGGCGCACCGAUGGUACUUCUUGGACGGGCAGAGGCCGGACGAGGCGUUGUUUAUCAAGUGUUUUGAUUCGGAUACGUCAGUUGUUCGGAGGGCUGCGCAUUGUGCUUUCCGCGACGCGGAGAUGGAUGAGAUGGAGUGUCGGCAGAGUAUAGAUAUUCGGGCGUUGGUGUUUCACUGA
Messenger RNA from Colletotrichum fioriniae, 714 nucleotides. RefSeq lists its product as uncharacterized. The record is from RefSeq and is a predicted model, not a curated record. Lineage: Eukaryota; Fungi; Ascomycota; Sordariomycetes; Glomerellales; Glomerellaceae. Gene Ontology annotation, molecular function: oxidoreductase activity.